Chlamydomonas reinhardtii is the source of this 3587-nucleotide messenger RNA. RefSeq lists its product as uncharacterized. Bases 362 to 610 code for a protein of 82 amino acids. The record is from RefSeq and is a predicted model, not a curated record. NCBI's taxonomy places the organism in Eukaryota, Viridiplantae, Chlorophyta, Chlorophyceae, Chlamydomonadales, Chlamydomonadaceae. The transcript is spliced from 3 exons.
AGCACUGCGGUCACCUCACCCGUGUCACAAUCCCUCUCCUACAACGACCCUAGGUCGCGCGCGCACAGACAGAGAUAGGGCAGUAAGCCAUGUUGCACUCUCGGCCGGCUCCGUUAGGAUGGCUGACUGGCCAGGCUCUCGAACAACCUACCAAAGACGUCGAUGGUAUUACCUGAGGUGUCGCGGCCGAGCCUGCUGGCCUGCCUCGCGACACAUUGACUUCGUUGGCCGCGGCCCGCUCGCAUUCGCGAGCGCGUUGGCUGCAGCCGCCCCACAAGCAAGCUACAAGCCCGUCUGCGCAGCUCCAACCUCCUUGCGGGUGAGUUUUCCCAGCUUUUGGCCAGGCCUCUCCGAGUCGGGGAUGUCCGGGAACCUGCCUGUAGCUCCCCGGUUGCCUCAGCUCUGCACUGCUCAUCAAGAGCUGCCCAUUGACGCGCGCGCUCGACCCCCCCAAGAGACCAUUUCUUCCAAGGUGACUGACGCGCCAAGCAGUCGACGUCUCGUCUGGCUUUCGACACCAUCCCCCAUCCCCCGCGCUGUCAAGGCCGCUCCAGCGACUGCGCCUGAAGAGGUGAGGGUGGUGUGCAGAGUGCUCAGCGAUACAUUAUAGCCAGCGCAGGGCACAGCGACCUGGUACAGCGGCAGCCGGCAGCGCCUCCUUGACCAGGCCGGCGCGUUACUGGGGUCGCCUUCCCUUCAAACUCUCAUUUGGAACUUUAUUAUAGCCCCCCGGCUCUGCGAGAAGCUAGGCUCCCCUGCAACAGGCCGUGUGCCCAGUUAGGGCAACAACGGGCCCGCUAGUCCUCACGUGGAGGGCAAGGGCCGCCAGUAAUUCUGGUGCCGUUCAACACCCCUCGUCGAGGGUGGCAGGGCCGCUACACCCACGGCAAUGGGAGGCGGGCGAGCCGGGGGGAGGCGGGCAUCCUAGCUGCCGCCCGGUGCUGUAGCACCGUGUCACCGUGUAUGGGCAGCCGUAUAUUUCAUGGUGAAUCUCAGACGUCGCGCUGGGAGUGCUGUACAUGAGUUAUUAUUUCUGGCGCAAUAGCGAAUACCAGUACGCUGCAGACUGCAGCACUAGGCCCGUUCGAUCAGCCCCGCUGAUGAACGCGGUAGGCUAGGAUGGCGGUACCAUCCUGGUUUUUGGACCCUAGGCUCUGAGGCUCUCAGGCAGGGUGGGAUCUUCAUGGCCGGUGACGGCGUGAGGAGUAGCGCAGUGCUUUGCGGUGCGGACCCGCAGGGCGUUUGCAGUAUCAUUUGGGAAUUUGUAUUGGGCAUUUGGCAGCGGUUUCGGCAAAAGCAGGCUAGGUGGGUCUGUGAUACCAGAGCAAGGCUGACGGCACCAACACAGAUGCGACCGCGCCUCUUCCCAAACGCAACACCGCCACUUCCCUACCCCGCCACCGCCCAUCCAACUGUACCGCCAUCCUCCAACCCGCCGCCGCCACCUAUGCCAACUCCGACCUGCCGCCGCCAUCAACCCAACAUCGUACCGACUCCAACCUGCGUCGCCCACCAAAGCCCGUAUCACCUCCAACCCGCCACCGCCCACCCGACUCGACACUGCCACAAACUUGCGAUUACCUCGGCAACAGCGACCGCAAUUCGGCUGCCCCAUUUCUCUGACCCUCCGUCGCAACCCCCGCCGUCAACCAUCGCAUCGCAUCAGUGGAAGCACACCAUCUGCAAACCACGCCGCGGCCAGUCAAACGCAUCUCAUCGCAACAGUACUGCACCAUCAUCACGUAACGUAUGUUGUGGAAGUCUCAACCUACAACCUGUUCCGGAGUGUAGAUGUACGGGGGAUCUCAUGAAAGCGUGCAUGCUUAGUGGGCGUAAAGUUUGGAAAGGGCUUCUUGCAUGUUAGCUGGAAGCUCUGGGUUGCUCUCUGUUGUGCUGCUAUGGCCUGCCACAGAGUUGCGAGCGUCAGCGUGGUGGUGGUGGUGGACACGAGGAGCAAACGCGUCAAGGUGAUACAUCUCUUCGCUUUGUUGUAGGGCAAACGGGUAUUGCCUGGCUUGUUUCGCCCAUUGCUUGCAAGUGUACGCAGAGUGCCAAACGUGCAAAGAACACGAGACUGAUAGCGCAUGGCGUAUGCGGUAUGUUCUGCAUGCACGGGCUGAUGGUUAAAGCUGGCAGUCCGGGGUAUUAUGUGGAACAAGGCAUCUCGUAGCUGCAUGUUUGUGCAAUCAUUGCCGUAUCUAAGCAUCUGCGCAGAAGCUCUUUCAUGACAAGCGGUCUGCAGAAUCACAUCCAGUGGGUGGAAAUGGGUUCAUCACAUGGAGCAUCGAACAAUAGGGCUGCGAUGUGGUUGGGCACCUUCCUGUGUUUGGUGUUCCGCCCCCUUACUGCGUUGCAGAACAGCAUGCAAGUAAUGCGUACACGGUCCUGUCUCAAAAGUGGUAUGGUCCUGUCAUUAUAAUUUGGGCAUUUGGGCUUAUGCAGAAGAGGCUGACGGGACAGGAAAUCAGGAGUCGGUUGCAUCUGCGUUGCACGCCCCCCUUCGCGUAUGCCCACACCACACAGGAAGCCACCUGAUAAGAUUGGCACCUGCCAAAGAAGUAAGGGCAUUGAUUACACGCAAUUGCUGAAGGAGUACGAGCAUUUAGUACAUGCUGGAAAUUUAGAAUGGCAAAGAUAUGCGUUGUGGGUUUGUUCCCCUUGCUCCUUGUGGUAUGGUGGUGCUCUGUGAGCGCAGAAUAUUCAGAGUGAUGGCAUAACCGGCAGCAAUCGCAACAAUGGUAUGGAGUAAAAGCUUUGGGAGAUGGGAUUCGGCAUUUUGGAAACUGGGGUAUUAGAACUGGGUGCUGGGGAGCCGUCUGUGCCCCCUACCCUUUGCCACCAUUUCAGGUGCCUGGAGGAACCCUCUGGCGAACGCGUUUGGCAAGGCGCCCGUAGAUACAAGUGAGAACAGCUUCAUAUGAUGGCACGUAUCGUCGUAUGGUCGCCUGCCUCCCGUCCGCCGCUGCCCUCCUCGUCCUCCCUGCGCAACCAACCCCACCCACCCAGACCUGCGGCUGGCCAUGGCACCGAACCUGAAUUCGGACCUACCUACAACACGCGCAACACUGUGACCUGGUGCCAACCGCGUAAGCAAAAAAUCUGUCAGCAUCAUCGCGUGGCGUCUGGACCUCCGCUGUCGCCGCCUGCGUACCCCUGCCCUCGCCCCUGCCUGCGCGCCUGCUCCCUGUGCUGUGGCAACUGCAGUGUCAGCCUGGCGUGAUACCUCGCAUUUGAACAUAACGCCGUGGGCGCUGAAGCAGCGUAAGCAGCCUCUUGGCAAAUGGGCUUGGGACAUUUAUUGUGUGCUUGCACGCGGUACUUGUGCCCUGUCGUUGUUUCGCUGCUGGUGGCCCUUCCUUGCACCCCCCAGAACUUCACGCAAAGCAGCAGUGGGCUUCGUGAGGAAGCUAACAUGUCAGCAGUAAGCUAUCACGUCAGUGACAGUCAGACAGUGCACAUUGGGACAGUACUACGGCAUCUGCCUGCACGCCCCUUCCCGUCCUUCUGCCUCCGCCUGUGCCCCGUCGCCUUCCGCUGCCGCUGCACCCGCCGCCGCCCUCUGCCGCCGUCUCCCCCUUCCGCCCUCG